This is a messenger RNA of Hydractinia symbiolongicarpus, 2144 nucleotides long. RefSeq names its product probable serine/threonine-protein kinase DDB_G0291350. Gene Ontology annotation, cellular component: cytoplasm; Golgi apparatus. The transcript is spliced from 9 exons. Bases 108 to 983 code for a protein of 291 amino acids. NCBI's taxonomy places the organism in Eukaryota, Metazoa, Cnidaria, Hydrozoa, Anthoathecata, Hydractiniidae. Gene Ontology annotation, biological process: protein phosphorylation. The record is from RefSeq and is a predicted model, not a curated record. Gene Ontology annotation, molecular function: ATP binding; protein serine/threonine kinase activity.
AAAUAAUAUGUUAAUCUCGAUCUUUAGCAAGUAAAAGAUACGCUUCAUUUGACUAAAUCUAAGGAUUUGGUGUGGUAAAUGUAAAUUCUUAUGUAAAGAAAUGUAAUAUGGGUCAGCUGCUGUGUUUAUACUGGAAAGAAACUGUUAGCUUGAAUGGUGUGCGAUAUGAUGUUAUUAAAAGUGUUGGUGAGGGAGCUUUCUCAUUUGUUCAGUUGGUUAAAAGGGGAUCAGAUUCAUAUGCAUUGAAACGAGUUCUUAUCCAAGUGCCUGAACACAAGGAGAUGAUAAACAGAGAAAUAAAAGCCCACCAGUCUAUCAAGCACUCCCAUGUGAUGCCACUAGUUGAUUAUGAAAUUGUGCAAAACUCCAAUGGCAGUGAAGCAAGAUUGUUAUUUCCUUAUCACAAGCUGGGAUCUGUACAAGAGAUAAUAGAAGUGUCAAAAAUCACAAAAAAACCUAUACCUGAAGUGGAGAUUCUUUCAAUAUUUAAAUCACUUUGCAGUGCAGUACAUGCUUUCCAUUCUCAUGAUCCUCCCAUGGCUCACAGAGAUAUCAAGCCUCACAACUUGUUGAUUGCGGAAAACUCGACAGCAAUAUUAAUGGAUUUAGGAAGCUGUCGCGAAGCUGUUGUUAGGAUAAACUCAAGGCAAGAGGCUUUAGCACUCCAAGAGCUUGCUGCUCAAGAUUGUACUGCGGCUUUCAGGGCUCCUGAGUUGUUUGAAGUUCCAUCUGAAUGUAUUAUUAAUGAGAAGACUGAUAUUUGGUCGUUAGGAUGUACAUUAUAUGCACUGGCCUAUGGAGAUAGUCCUUGUGAUGGAACAGCGCUUUCUGCAGUUAGUCCAAAAAUAAAAACUGAUGACACGAGAUAUUCCGACCAUUUCAACAAAUUAAUAGUUAAUAUUUUAAAAAAUGAUCCAGUUGAACGUCCGUCAGCAUUAGAAAUUAUCGAAAUGAUUAAUGAAAUUAAUAAUGAGCAAAAAUGACGAAUUUAUGUACAUAUACAUUCAUAGAUAUUUAUUUUAAUUUUUAUAAUUUUUUUUUAUAAUUAUCGCCUGCUUAUGUCUUUAUAUUGCAACAGAUGAUGAAGGACUUUAUUGUCAGAAAUGUUAGCUCCUUUUACUGUAUUUUCAAAAAUUUGCGAAAUUAAAUCCCCCAAAAUAUUUAAGUUUAUUUGCAAAUACUUGGAAGUCUAGAACCGCCAAAUUUUAUUCCGCGAAAAUGUAAAAAGUUUUGAAAAGGAAUUCCGCGAUAUUCUUAGAACCUAGGUUUAAUUUCUAGAAAUGGCAAGAUGUAUUUUUAAAAACCUGUUCUAUAUUUCAGUAAAAAGUAUAAACAUCUUUGACGAAUUCCAUUAAACUUGAUCAACCGCAAAAAGGCAUUUGAUGUUAUUUUGGAGUAGCAAACUCUAUUUUUGUGAAUAUUUGUGACAACACGGUAUGUGCACUUCAACUAAUGUCGAUUUAUUAGAAUAAACUACACUUCACGUUUUCGCCAGUAAAUUUCUUUUUGCGAUCAAUAGUUUCGUUUCCUCUUCGAACAACUCGUCCUUUAAUAAAAAUAACAUGGAAUAUUGUUUGGAUAUUUUUGCGUCUAACGACAUAAUAUUGUCAUACACAGAUUGCAUUAUAUCUUCUAAUUUUUUUUCUUCGCCACAAUAUUUUUCUAAAUCUCUUUGAAUGCUGCUAUAUUUCAGUUGCAAGGUGUCAUUCCCAGGUCUUUGAGUCAAUGCUAUGUUUGUUUGAAUUUGUUCUUGUUGAGUUGAUUCAACAAGAAAGGUAACUGGAUUCAAUUUUUGUUGUAUUUCUUCGAUCUUUUUUACAAGAUUCUUUUUUUCUUCUUUUAUAGCCAUUAACCUAGCCUCCUUUAUUUUAUAAUUACUUCGUUUCAUUUCCAAAAAAGCAGCUUGUUUUUCAUAUAUUUCUUUGAUAUUAUUAUUUUGUGUUGCUUCACUUGAAGUCAUUUUGUAAAAUGUAUAUUCUAGUAUAAGAAAAAGAAAUAAAUUUGUGAGACGUUUUGUGUUAAUGUUACCUGAUGAUAAAUAGAGAGAUGUACAAGAAUGUUUCCAAAAAUCGAUCAUUUUUUCCGUGUCUUGAAACAAAACUGCGAGCGAAGAAGAAAUGAAUGUUAAACUAAGGCCGAAAGAA